AUGAAUACAACGCCUAUGCCAAACGUGGACUUUAUGGAGCUCCAUCCGGUGCAUCAGCAUCCGGCCGGUUGCAAGCAGCACUGCUUCGUGUUCACCGAGAUAGCGGACAUUGAGCUACCGCCGGAAAUCACCAAGUACCCGGAGAAGAUAAAGAACGGGAGCAUUCAUUCGUACACGAAGGAGAGCAUUUCACCACCCCCGCCAAAACUGGCCAAAGAUCGCCGGAGUCGCAAGAUAAUCGCCCUCGUGUCGGGCCUACUGGUAUGUGUGGCACUUGCGGCCGGUAUCCCGCUCGGAUUGCAGCUCCGUUCGUCCUCGCUGCUCGAGGCCCGCCUGGCCUUCAUCAGGCGUCUGCUGGUGGAGUCACCGUUGGUGGAGGGAUAUUGGGCACCACCGAUGGGUGCGAAUUUUAGUAAAAGUUUCGCAGAAGUGAAGAGUGGCAUGGUCGGUGCACUGCUGUGGCCCAUCGCGGUUCCUUGUGCCGCCCAGUAUCUGGAUGCGGUGCAGCUCACUCUGGAGGGGUUGGAUGAAGCGAGGCGAUUGGUAGGCAAAAAUGGGGAUAUGGCGGUGGUGGAGAAUGCGGACGAAAUGGAGCAGGCGCACACGGAAGGUAAACUGGCCAUCCUGUUCGGGCUGGAAGGUGGACAUACGCUAGGCUCGAGUUUGGCCGUACUUCGCUCGAUGUACUCUCUGGGCGCUAGGUUCGUUUCCUUAACUGGCGUUGGUUGCACGACUCCUUGGGCCAGUGCUUCGAUAAGGAACGAUUUCUUCGACGAAAAUCUCCCUUCCACGUUGACCAACUUUGGCGAGGUGAUCAUCCAGGAAAUGAACCGGCUGGGUAUGUUGGUGGAAAUUUCCCGACUCUCCGAACCAGCCAUGAUGGUCGCACUGAACGUCGCCAAAGCACCGCUUCUGCUCUCCAAUGCGCUUCCUUCGUCGAUGGCCUGCAAUGGAACGACGGCAGCCGUGCCGGACCACAUCCUGAGCGCUCUGUCCCAGAACGGCGGAGUGUUGAUGCUGAACGUGGAACGAUGCGGCGACAAACCGAUGUCGCUGAAGGAUGCCAUAACGGCCAUCAACUACAUACGCGCUAUUGCCGGGGUGGAGCACGUGGGGCUCAGUGGGUCGCCUAAGAACUACCCGAUGCUGCUGGCCGAACUGGCACGGGAUCGACUGUGGGGCUCGGUUGCCAUCAAGAAGCUGGUUGGGGGGAACAUUGUGCGAGUGCUGAGGGAGGUCGAAACGAACAAGAACCGGUUGCCGCUGUCCGAAGACUGGAUACCGCUCGAGUCCAUCGAAGGCAACGCGUACUGUCGGUAUCCAGAGACGUAA
This is a messenger RNA of Anopheles coustani, 1332 nucleotides long. RefSeq names its product dipeptidase 2. Gene Ontology annotation, biological process: proteolysis. The record is from RefSeq and is a predicted model, not a curated record. The transcript is spliced from 2 exons. Bases 1 to 1332 code for a protein of 443 amino acids. NCBI's taxonomy places the organism in Eukaryota, Metazoa, Arthropoda, Insecta, Diptera, Culicidae. Gene Ontology annotation, molecular function: metallodipeptidase activity.